AUGAAUUCGCCGCUGUCAUCUUCAAACUCGACUGAUAAACAAACCGAGGGCAAUGCAACGUCUCAAGAUGCUCCGGAGUGGAAAGCUGGCAAGGCCGAGUGGACAAUCAUCAUCGUACUUGCUUUCGUCUCCUUGAUGGUGUCGAUUGAUGCUACGAUUCUCGUCCCUGCAUUACCUUCACUGGCCGUCGCGCUCAACGGGAGUGCCGCCGACACGUUCUGGACCGGCACCUCUUACCUUCUAACGCAGGCCAUCUUCCAGCCCUUCAUCGUCGCGCUCUCUGAUGCCUUCGGCCGCCGCAUCUUGUACUGCAUCUCGCUGCUCUUCUUCACCGUCGGCACACUCAUCUGCUGUCUGGCCAACAACUUCAUCCAGCUCCUCGCGGGGCGCGCAAUCCAAGGAAUCGGGGGCGGUGGUCUCCUCUCGCUUGGCUUGGUCAUCAUGACUGACAUCGUACCGCUUCGGCAACGGCCCUUGUACCUCGUCGUCAACCAGAUGGCUUGGGCUGUUGGCACGAUAGUCGGCCCGCUGCUCGGCGGCUUGUUCGUUGAGAAGACAACGUGGCGCUGGAUCUUCUACGUUAAUUUUCCCUUCUGCGGUGUGGAGUUGGUGGCUGCUCCUUUGGCUAUCAAACUUCAUGCUCGUCGUGCUCCAGUCAAGGAACGCUUACUCAGUACUGAUUGGGUUGGUGCUGUCCUUUUUAUUGGCAGUACCUGUAGCUUCUUGAUCGGUCUCACGCGGGGAGGGACUGAGUACCCGUGGUCGAGCUGGAAGAUACUUGUGCCAAUGGUCGUCGGCGUGGUCGGUACUGCGGCGACUGUGGUCUGGGAGAUAUACGGCGCGCCUACGCCUUUCUUGCGGCUUAGUGUUUUCAACUCGCCUUCCGCGGCUUUUGCCUACAUUGGCGCGACUUUUCAAGGCUUACUGAUGUUCUGCAAACUAUACUACAUUCCUUUUUACUUUGAGACUGCCAAAGACUUCGGGCCAAUCAUUACCGGAGUGACAUUACUGCCGAUUAUCCUCACAAUGCUGCCGACCAGCAUGAUCGUGGGCAAGCUUAUGACCAAGUCUGGUCGCUACCGCUGGGCCAUCUGGUCUGGAUGGGCCAUUACCUGCCUAGGCACGGGUCUGCUCAUCCUCUUGGACAAUGAAACAAAAACGUACGCCUGGAUCCUAAUCUUCAUCGUCGUCGGCCUUGGCCACGGGCUGAUCAUCAUGUCGUUGAACAUCGCCAUCCAAGCCAUGGCAGAAACGCAAGACGUCGCAUACGCCGCAGCCAUGUACCUCUUUCUACGUACGCUCGGCAUGAGCAUCGGCGUCGCGAUUGGUGGAGCAGUGUUCCAGAACAUGCUCUCGAAGCACCUCGUCGAGCACAGCCUUCCGAGCUCCAUAGCGCACGAUGCUGAAGGCUUCGUUGCUGUUCUGAAAACGCUUGUGAAAGACUCGGCGCAGUACCAGAGCUACGUCAAGGCGUUUUCGACUAGCUUCCAGAACGUGUUUCAGACGUUAACGGGGGUCGCAGGCUCGGCUGCUUUACUUAGCCUGUUUAUACGGAACUAUUCCAUGGACAAAGACCUUAAUACUGAGCAUAUGCUUCGGGUUAGGAGCUUGGAUCGGGAGCAAACCAUUACUAAGGACGGGUUUUCAAGUAACGGUAGCAAGCAUUAA
Molecule: messenger RNA, 1668 nt
Organism: Aplosporella prunicola CBS 121167
Lineage: Eukaryota; Fungi; Ascomycota; Dothideomycetes; Botryosphaeriales; Aplosporellaceae
Exons: 3
Coding region: 1-1668 (555 amino acids)
Biological process (GO): transmembrane transport
Cellular component (GO): membrane
Molecular function (GO): transmembrane transporter activity
Source: RefSeq, a predicted model, not a curated record